AUGAAAGUCAAUAUUUGGACGAAUGUAUGGACGAAGAUUAGAAGAUUUGGCCUGGACUACGACGAUUUUCAGAUCAUGAUGGACAAUGUCGCUUUCCUAUUGAAGAUUUUGACAAUUGAUAUUCACCAAAGUACUCCACGAGCUCACUUCAUAAUCUACAUAAUUGUUUCAUUGGCGGUAUUAAUUUAUAUCUAUGUGUACACUUUUUCUAUGGUCUGGAUGGUGUUUUUCCGUUACGGUAAAAAGGAUUUAAAGGCAACGUUUUUGGCAAUUGCUAUAAGCUUCAUUAGUGAUAUUUGCAUCACGAGAUUGGCUUUCAUGAAAUAUUAUUCGGAAGACAUCAAGAACACUGUUAGUAAAUUUUUAGAAUGCUACUCUAAGAUAGAAGCGAAUACAAGAUUUGCUAAAAAUCUACGAAUGAAACUCAGAAUUGUAAAGAGGCGAGCGUUAUACAUAUGGGUUUUUCUCAUGUUUGAUACCAUAAUUUACCUAGUACUGCCUAUAGUCACUCCUGGGAGACACUUUUCUAUUGAAACUUACUUGAUUUAUGGUCUAGAGCCAAUGACUGAAACGCCUAAUUAUCAAAUAGCUACAAUGUUUUUCACUAUAACAACUUCGUUUGGUGUCUAUACGAUGGUUUGUAUCGGAGUUUACGUCAUAGUUAUUGUAGGUUACAACGAAGCACAACUGCGCGCCCUCAGUAUAGAACUGAGAAACAUAUGGGAUGAUGGUCGCAACUUUUACCAUAAUGUCAAACACAGGAUAAAAGAUAAGAGAUACGCUGUCUUUAUGAAAGGAAAGAUAAUUAAUGAAUUUAUAAGAAUUAGAUUAAUGUACGUAGUAAAGUUUCACGUUGCUAAUAUAAAUCUUCAACGCGAUAUUGAGCAAGAAUUUCGGCCUAUAUUUGCCGUUGAAUACACUAUCAUGGCGUUUGCAAUAAUAGCUGAAUUACUUGGUGGUCUAGAAAACACAUACCUUGUGGUACCAUUUACAUCAGUUCUAAUAUUAAUGGACUGUCUAUCCGGACAGCGGCUGAUAGAUGCGUGUGAUGAUUUUGAGCGAUCGAUAUAUUUCUGCCAAUGGGAAAACUUCAACACGAGUAACCAGAAGACUGUGCAGUUAAUGCUGAUGAUGUCGCAGAAAACUCUGAUGCUUUCGGCUGGUGGGGUCAAUCAGCUAAAUUAUAAUUGUUUAAUGGUUAUUCUAAAAUCGACAUAUUCAACGUAUACGACGUUGAAAUCAACUGUCAAGAAACACGCUGAGAUAUAG
Messenger RNA from Melitaea cinxia (Glanville fritillary), 1269 nucleotides. RefSeq lists its product as uncharacterized. The transcript has 4 exons. NCBI's taxonomy places the organism in Eukaryota, Metazoa, Arthropoda, Insecta, Lepidoptera, Nymphalidae. Gene Ontology annotation, cellular component: plasma membrane. Bases 1 to 1269 code for a protein of 422 amino acids. The record is from RefSeq and is a predicted model, not a curated record. Gene Ontology annotation, molecular function: odorant binding; olfactory receptor activity. Gene Ontology annotation, biological process: sensory perception of smell; detection of chemical stimulus involved in sensory perception of smell.